AUGGGAUGUCUAGAUGAGACGAGGACAUUGGAAUAUGGACAGGUAUUUGUUCAAAUUUCUCGCUCUGUUAGGCAGCUCUCUAAUGAUUUCUCCCAUAUGGUUCGCACCAGCAGCUCAAACCCGAACAAUUUAAUUUUGGAGGGUGAGGUAGUUGUUGCUAAAAAUCCAUGUCUGCAUUUAGGAGAUGUGCGUGUUCUAAAGGUUGUUGAUGUGCCGGCUUUGCACCACCUGGCGGAUGUUGGGCUUUCGGAUUGUGUUGUUUUUCUGCAAAAGGGAAAAAGACCUCAUUCAAAUGAAUGUUUUGGGAGUGACUUGGAUGGAGAUUUGUACUUCGUCUGUUGGGACCUUGAUCUUAUUCCUCCCCAACAAAUUCAACCAAUGGAGUAUAUUGGAGCAAAAACUAAGCCACUUGAUCAUAAUGUUACAAUAGAGGAAGUUCAAGAGUAUUUCGUCGACUACAUACUCAACGACCGUCUAGGAAUCAUCGAUGAUGCCCACAUUGUCUUUGCAGAUAGUGAGCCCCGUAGGGCAAUGAGUUCUAAAUGUAUUAAGCUUGCAAAACUACACUCAAAAGCAUCGGCUUGGGAUCCCAUACCUACAGAUAAUGUUCCUCCAGACAAAGCUUCUCACGUUUUUCUCUAUGGUGGUGGCCAAGGCUUCAACUUCUACCCAUUUGGUGAAAUAGUCUAUGCCGACUAUAAGGAAAUUCAGCUGUUGUAUUGCUACUGGGAAUGGGCUUAUGAUGUCCAGUCCUCAUUGAGUGAAAGGCCAUGGGGUCGUCAUUGGGGCGACUUCUUCUAUCGGCUGUCUGAUGAUGUUGUUGAACCUUUGACAUUUGUCGCAGGCUUUGACAUAUGCCUAGGCAUCCUUCUGCAUAGUAGGCCAAUAGUAUCCCGCUUGAAUCAGUUUGUGUACUAA
Quercus lobata is the source of this 918-nucleotide messenger RNA. RefSeq names its product probable RNA-dependent RNA polymerase 1. The coding region runs from base 1 to 918 and encodes 305 amino acids. The record is from RefSeq and is a predicted model, not a curated record. The transcript has 5 exons. Gene Ontology annotation, biological process: siRNA processing. Gene Ontology annotation, molecular function: RNA-directed RNA polymerase activity. Lineage: Eukaryota; Viridiplantae; Streptophyta; Magnoliopsida; Fagales; Fagaceae. Gene Ontology annotation, cellular component: nuclear RNA-directed RNA polymerase complex.